Molecule: messenger RNA, 3352 nt
Organism: Pseudogymnoascus verrucosus
Lineage: Eukaryota; Fungi; Ascomycota; Leotiomycetes; Thelebolales; Thelebolaceae
Product: Saccharopine dehydrogenase
Exons: 8
Coding region: 95-1360 (421 amino acids)
Cellular component (GO): mitochondrion
Molecular function (GO): homocitrate synthase activity
Source: RefSeq, a predicted model, not a curated record
UAAGCAGCUAUUCCCAUCACCACACUGUUCCGUUACACUCACCCUCUCCACUGAAAGUCAAUUCCACUCACAAUCACAAAAAUCCAUAUACACAAUGUGCAACGAACCAAGUACAAACGGCCAGAAUGGCGUCGCCAACGGCGUCUCCAACGGUAACGGCGCCGAUAAGAAGCCUAGAUCCGUCCCAUACAAGGCCAUUGGCGACUACCUAUCAAAUACUGGCCGCUUCAAGAUUAUCGAGAGCACGCUUCGUGAGGGUGAACAAUUUGCCUCGGCGUUUUUCGACACUGCAACCAAGGUCAAGAUCGCAACGGCUCUCUCAGACUUCGGCGUGGAUUACAUUGAGUUGACUUCGCCGGCGGCGUCUCCUCAAUCCAAGGCUGAUUGUGAGACAAUCUGCAAGCUUGGUCUCAAGGCCAAAAUUCUCACUCACGUGAGAUGCACAAUGGAGGAUGCUAGGUUGGCGGUGGAGACCGGUGUGGAUGGUGUCGACGUUGUUAUCGGAACCUCUUCCUUCCUCCGCGAGUUCUCCCACGGCAAGGACAUGGCAUACAUCACCAAGUCCGCCAUCGAGGUCAUCGAGUUCGUCAAGAGCAAGGGCCUCGAGAUCCGCUUCUCCUCCGAGGACUCCUUCCGCUCCGACUUUGUCGACCUUCUCGCCCUUUACAAGGCCGUCGACGAGGCUGGUGUCGACCGUGUUGGUAUCGCCGACACCGUCGGCUGCGCUUCCCCACGUACCGUCUACGAGCUGAUCCGCACCCUGCGUGGAGUCAUCAGCCAGAAGACCGAUAUCGAGACACAUUUCCACAACGACACCGGCUGCGCUAUUGCCAACGCCUUUGUCGCCUUAGAAGCCGGAGCAACACACGUCGACACAUCCGUACUGGGUAUCGGUGAGCGCAACGGUAUCACCCCGCUCGGUGGUUUCCUCGCCCGCAUGAUCGUCGAGGACCGCGACUACGUGCUGUCCAAGUACAAGCUGCAGAAGCUCAAGGAGAUCGAGGACAUGGUUGCCGAGGCAGUCGAGGUCAACGUCCCCUUCAACAACUACGUGACUGGCUUCUGUUCAUUUACGCACAAGGCCGGCAUCCACGCCAAGGCUAUCCUCAACAACCCCUCCACAUACGAGAUCCUCAACCCGGCGGAUUUCGGAAUGACCCGCUAUGUCCACUUCGCGUCGAGAAUCACGGGAUGGAACGCCAUCAAGAGCCGUGUCGAGCAAUUGGGCUUGAAGAUGACUGAUGAGCAAGUUAAGGCUCUUACGGCCAAGAUCAAGGAGCUGGCGGAUAUCCGUCCUCUCGCGAUUGACGAUACCGACGCGAUAAUUAGGUCGUUCCACCUGGACCUGGCCGAUAAAUAGAGGGUGUGAUGUGAUAUUGUUGCGAUUUACCAUUAGCAUUGGGUACGGCAUCAAAAAAAUCAAAAGAGGCAGGGCUGAACACCCUUCGGAUCAAAACAAAGAUUAUCGUAAAAAGUUAUUUCUGCUUUACUUUAGAGAUAAAGAUAUAGCCCCUACAAAACAAAUACCAUUUCCAACGUGAAAUGGGUGGAAUUAUAAAGUCCGCCUUAAAACCUUUCUAUACAACCAAAAAUCCUAUUGAUGCAAAAAGUCCCCCAUUGUCAAACCUUGUCUAUCCUAACUAAAGCUUCGACUUAACCCUGUUCUGCGGGCUGACCAACGGGUCGUAUGAAGACACACUCAGCGUAUCCCACGGCACAGACGUAGCAUGCGAGUUCAGCGCGCGCGAAUCAAUCAGCGACGGGUUGAGCUGAUCAAUGCUACUGCACCCAAUGAGUCUCAUAUUCAUCUCCAUCUCAUCCUUCAGCAACUGCAUCGCCUUAUCCACGCCGGCCAACCCAUACGCCGACAUAGCGAACAAGAACGGCCUCCCGAUUCCCACGCCCUUAGCACCCAUGCACAUAGCCUUGAUGAUAUCCGUCGCGCGACGCACGCCGCCAUCAAUGUAAAUCUCAAUCUUAUCUUGGAGACCGCGGUCGCGCAGAAUCGGCAUAACCUCCGCCAGGACCUCGAUUCCCGAUCUCGCGAAAUCGAGUUGGCGACCCCCAUGGUUCGAGAGGACGACACCCUGGACGCCAACCUCGACGGCUUGGAGCACGUCCUCGACGCACUGCACGCCCUUGAGGAUGAUGGGCAUCUUGGUCACGCUCUGGAACCAGGGGAUAUCCUUCCAGCUGAGGGAGGGAUCGAUGAACGACGAGAUGGCGCGGGCGGCACCCUGCGAGUUAUCCGUCACCGCGCCGCUGGAGGACUGCACGUUGGAGCCCUGCUCGGUGAACUUGCUGCGCAUGUCCUUCUCUCUGCGGCCGAGUUGCGGGGCGUCGACGGUGAUGAAGAGGCCCUUGCAGCCGCGGGCCUCGGCGUGCUGGAUGAUCUUCUUGGUGAUUGCACGGUCCUUGUUGACGUAGAGUUGGAGCCAUUGGACUUGGUCGCCCUCGGCGGCGUCGACGAUUUGGUCGAAGGAGCAGGAGGCUAGGGUGGGGAUCAUCUGGAUGACGUUGUGCUUUUUGGCGGCUUUGGUGAAGAUUACUUCGCCCUCUGGGUGGCCUAGUUUGCCGAGCGCGGUGGCGGUCACGUAGAAGGGGAUGUCGACUUUGGUGCCGAGCAUGGUGGUGGAGAAAUCGACUUUCUCGACGUCGACGAGGAUGCGGGGCCUGAACCAGAUUUUGUGGAAGGCGGAGUGGUUCUCGCGCAUUGUCUGAAAGGUUAGCGAUCAUCUUGAGAGGGAGGUGAAGACAUACAAUCUCAUCAUCUGCACCACUGGAGUAGUAUGCCCAGGCAGUCUUCUUCAUGACUCGGCUGGCAACGGACUCAAAGUCCAUCAUGUUGUAGCAUUGCUCUAGGCUGGGCAUGUGUGCUAUCCUGUCCUGUCUUGCCACCUCAUCGGGGUCAAUCUCUUGUGCUACUUCUGCUACGGUAGCCAUGUCCACUGGGCCUAGGUGCUUCGACUUGUCGAGGUAUUUGUCCAGGGUGUCCGGAGGGUGGAUUGGCUCGUACGUCUCGGUGGCAUCUUUUCCCUGUUGGAAUUAAUACUUGCCAUGUGCAUGCUUUGAGGGGCAAUAACAUACCGCAUACUUGAGGAUAAUGCCCAUUCCACCAGGGUGCUCUGCUUUCAUUAGUUCACCGAUCAUGUCGGCUUAGGAAAUGGCUCACCAGGUGCGAAUUCGGUCACAUCGUAUGCCUGUGUCAGGUCAGUAUGUAAUAAUCUUUCGAGAAAAUGUAUCCUACCUUUCCAUGGAUAAUAACCCAUAAUGAAUCCUUCGAAUUGUGCUUCGCAACUUCCUCACCAGUGAGAGCCAUGAUUUCAAGGUGUUGGAGUAAAGUUUCUUUGGG